Messenger RNA from Cydia splendana, 3182 nucleotides. It is a transcript of the gene Moca-cyp, whose product is annotated as peptidyl-prolyl cis-trans isomerase G. Gene Ontology annotation, biological process: protein peptidyl-prolyl isomerization. Gene Ontology annotation, molecular function: peptidyl-prolyl cis-trans isomerase activity. NCBI's taxonomy places the organism in Eukaryota, Metazoa, Arthropoda, Insecta, Lepidoptera, Tortricidae. The record is from RefSeq and is a predicted model, not a curated record. The transcript has 19 exons. The coding region runs from base 135 to 2687 and encodes 850 amino acids.
CUAAUGCUGGCUGGUGGAGUGGUGGCUAGCUUUUUUUCAAGAAAUUAUCUUCUGAAUUUUCAGGAAGUGAUUGUGCUUGUAUUUCACAAACUGUGAUUCUGUAAGUGUUAACGAGAGCAUCAAAGCUGUCCAAAAUGACGGUGGACGGCGACGAGAAACCGGAACGCGAUCGCGUUUUCAUGGACAUAACGAUCGGAGGCCUACCGUCCGGCCGGAUUGUUUUUGAGCUGUACAACGAUAUUGCACCUAAAACCGCAGAGAACUUCCGCGCCUUGUGUGCUGGGGACGCCGGGAUUGGGAAAGUUACAGGAAAACCUCUCGCCUAUAAGGGUAUGCUCUUCCAUCGAGUGGUGAAGGAUUUCAUGAUCCAAGGAGGAGAUUUCACCAAUGCCAACGGAACUGGUGGAGAAUCCAUUUAUGGAGGCACAUUUGAAGAUGAGACAUUUGAGCUCCCCCAUGACAGGCCAUAUCUGUUGUCUAUGGCUAACAGAGGCAAGGACACCAAUGGCUCGCAAUUCUUCAUAACCACACAGCCGGCGCCUCAUCUCGACAAUGUCCACGUAGUAUUCGGAGCGGUGGUGAGCGGCGCGAUGCUGGUGCGGCAGCUGGAGGCGCUCCCCGUCGACCGCAACGCGCGCCCUCUGCAGGACGCCGUCGUCGCCAACUGCGGUCAACUUGUGCGGUUGAAAGCCAAGAAACGUAAGGAUAAGAAGAGUGAGGAAAGUGAAGCAGAAUCUGAGAAGUCGCAUAAGAAGGAAAAGAAACGGAAGAAGGACAAGAAAGAAAAGAAGAAGAAACGUCACCAAUCAGCAUCCGCUGACGAGGGUGAAAUAAUUGAACCCUCUCAUCCCCUCGUGCAGACCUCGAAAAUAGAUCCCCGCGAGAUCCCAGAGGUCCCCACUAACAGGUUCCUUAUGCGAGGGGGCAGGGACAACGAGAGGGAGAGGGAUAGGCCUGACCCUAGGAGGGACAGAGAGAGGAUGCGUUACCGUGAAAGGGACCGCCACAACGCCUACACCCGCAGCGGUCGGAUGAUCAAGGGACGAGGCGUUUUCCGCUACCGCACGCCUUCUCGCUCUCGCUCCCGGUCGCGCUCGGCGACCCCGCCACACUGGCGGCAGGCGCAGCGGCGCAUCAUCAAACUGUCAGAGUUUGAGCGAUCAGAACAGGAGCGCGCAGAUAGAGAACACCAGGAAGCGAAGAGCAAGCCGACCCGACCGGACCCCAAACAUACUCGAGAGCGCGCGGUGUCAGGCGGCACUCCGGAAGGUCCUUUUGAAGAGAAAGAAGAGGGCGAAUGCGACACUACUCUUGAACGUUCACGUCACGAGAGAAUCGACUAUAACGCUCUGGACUUCGAAGAGGAUAUAGAACAUGAUGAAGCGGCCGCCCUGGCUCCGCGCCGGCGCCGCUCGCCGCGGCCCGCGCCCGCGCCCACACGCGAGUCGCGCGCCGACAUGCUCGCGCUGGCGCUCGGCGUCGACCCCAAGCACGACCAGAGGGAACUGGACUCCCGCCACCCUCGCCGCCGCCUCGGCCCCGCCUCCACCGUGGUGGCUGCGGCCCCGCGCCUCUCCUCCGCCGUGGUCGCUGAACCCGUCCGAGCCAAGCACGCCCAAGGCCCAGAGGAGAGGAAACCAGCGGAUGGAGAAUACGAUCCAUUCUCCAUGCUGAGGAGCACCUUCCAGGGUAACAAGCCCAAGGAACCGCCCAGAAAAGAAGAACGCCCUGAACCGCGUCGCGAACGGCACCAAGAGAAAGAGAAAGAACGCGAACACAAGGAAAAGGAACAAGACAGAACAAAAGAGAGGGAAGAUAGGCGCGACAGGCACAGGAGCGAGAAAGACGACAGGGAAAAUCGCAAUGAUCGCAAAGACAAGAGGGAAGAGCGCAGCGAACGUCGCUCGCGUUCUAAAGAGAGAGAUAGAACUAGAGAUCGCAGUGAGAGAAAGAGAGAGAAAUCAGAUGAUAGAAGGAGGAAAGAUAGUGAGAGCGGUAGGCGCAGCGGAUCCCGUGAUAAGGACAGAAAGAUUGACAGGGAUAGAAAAAACAGUAUAUCCAAUGAGAGAGUGAGAAGGGAUACGGAACGCAGCGAGGAAGACAGGAAUAGAAAACGAAGCAAGUCCAACGAUCGGAGAGAUAAGAGACGUAGUUCUAACGAAAGGGACAGAAAGCGCAGCAGGUCCCACGAGAAGGAAAGAGACAGGAAACGCAGCAGGUCCAAUGAGAGGGAAAGGGAUAGGAAACGAACCAGGUCUAAUGAGAGGGAAAGAGAUAGGAAACGCAGCAGAUCCAAUGAUAGGAGAGUGAGGAGGGACACGGAGCGCAGCGGGACGCGGGAAGGGGAUAGAGAUAGGAGUGAGAGGAAGAAGCGAUCCAGAUCGAAGUCCAGAAGCAACUCGCCAUCGUCUCGGCGCGGCAAGCGCUCUGCCUCGGGGGGCAAGUCGCCGCAGCAUGAGAAGAAAAAGGAGGAGGAGCGGGACGAAGCUCGCAAAGAGCUGAUGGAGAUCGUGCGACUCAUCAAAUCGCGCCGGAAGGAUCGAGAAUCCAAAGCCCAAGAAGUACAGAAGAAAGGUCGGUCGGGCUCCUCCGCGUCGGACCGCAGCGCCAGCCCGCGCCGCCGGUCGCCGUCGCCGCGCCGCCGGCGCUCGCGCAGCCCGCGCCGGCGCCGCUCCGAGGACCGAUAGCGACACCGACCUUAAACUGUGACAUCUGAACAAGCCACGAUGACAACGCGACAAUGUUUGUUUAAAGGUCUCCCCACACUUAUCCAUGCUUUCAGCAAUAGCCAAUAGAAAAAAAGCUUCAUGUCUACGCAAUAAGGGCCGAGCCGAGCGACGUUUUCGUUCUUAUGCGGUCUGUACAUAAUAUACACUCGUCAAAAGCCUCUCGGUAAAACGUCAGCGCUCCGAUCCAAUCGGAGAACGGCGAGACGAGACGAGGAGGGAGCAGUAUGUACAGACUCGUGCUCGGCCUACGUACGAGUGUGUACAGCCGGCAUUAUUGUGUAAACGUAGACAUAAUGCUAUUUUGUAUCGACUUCUGCCGAUUCGGCGUCGAUAGGUGUGGGGCGAGUCUAAAUUAAAAAUUGUAGGUAUUCUAUGUUUAUUCUCGUAAGGCCCAAUGUGCAUUACAAGGUACACUCAGUUUUAAUCUAGAGUUAGACCAAGAAUAGUCUGCAG